CGAGUUUUGCUGAUUGUAUCCACUGAAUGACCGUUUAGUUCCUGUUCCGUCGGUUAUUCUGGAUUUGCAAAUGCUCUCUCCCUUUCUUCAUUCUCUUCCCCCUAAAAUUCUCUGCAAUUCUCGGCACCGAAAAUCUCCAUUACCGUGUGUUUUUUCAUCUUUCAAAUCAUCCAUCUGUUUAUGGUUUGUAGGGGAGUGAAGAGAAGAAUCAAUGGCAUACAAGGUUGAUCACGAGUACGAUUAUCUAUUCAAGAUCGUCUUAAUUGGAGAUUCGGGUGUGGGAAAAUCCAACAUUCUUUCCAGGUUUACGCGGAAUGAGUUCUCCUUGGAAUCUAAAUCCACCAUUGGUGUCGAAUUCGCUACCAGAACACUUCAGGUAGAGGGCAAGACGGUGAAGGCACAAAUAUGGGACACGGCUGGUCAGGAGAGAUACCGAGCCAUCACAAGUGCUUAUUAUAGAGGUGCAGUUGGUGCACUCAUGGUCUAUGACAUAACCAAGAGGCAAACGUUCGAGAAUGUCCAGAGGUGGCUCAAUGAACUGAGGGACCAUGCCGACUCCAACAUUGUCAUCAUGAUGGCUGGAAACAAGUCCGACCUGAAUCACCUUAGAGCAAUCCCCGAACACGAUGCUAAAUCAUUGGCUGAGAAGGAAGGGUUGUCAUUCCUCGAGACUUCAGCAUUGGAAGCAAUUAAUGUGGAAAAAGCAUUCCAGACAAUCUUGUUGGAGAUUUAUCAGAUAAUAAGCAGGAAGGCAUUGGCAGCUCAGGAGGCAGCUGGUACUUCUGGGCUUCCCGGUCAAGGCACCACCAUUAAUGUUGGGGAUUAUUCAGGUAAUUCGGGAAAGAAAGCUUGUUGUUCUAAUUGACACUGGCAGACAUGAAAGAAGUGCCAGCGUGACAAAGACAAAUUUUGUUCAACCGCAAUAGAAAAUGUGGGAUAUGUGCCGCCUUCUUUAGCAAUUUUUUGAAUAGUGAUCAUGUGAGGGAACACCAAUUGCUGCUAAGAACCACUGUUGAGCUAGAUAUCACAAUGUUAAUCAUCUACUUCACUGGAACAAAGAAGAAUGUUUCGAAAUUUUGUGUCACAUUAUAGGCAGGUAUACAAAAACAAAACCUUGUAAUUGUAGUUUUACUUUUAUAUUAUUGUUAAGAUCAUCAGUAUUUUUCAAUCUUUCAAUCAACUUUUCUGUUCAUUUUUUUAUUAGCACGAAUUAAAUUCAAGCUUUCA
Molecule: messenger RNA, 1227 nt
Organism: Cornus florida
Lineage: Eukaryota; Viridiplantae; Streptophyta; Magnoliopsida; Cornales; Cornaceae
Product: ras-related protein Rab2BV-like
Exons: 3
Coding region: 212-865 (217 amino acids)
Cellular component (GO): endosome
Molecular function (GO): GTP binding; GTPase activity
Source: RefSeq, a predicted model, not a curated record